Molecule: messenger RNA, 1155 nt
Organism: Perkinsus marinus ATCC 50983
Lineage: Eukaryota; Perkinsozoa; Perkinsida; Perkinsidae
Product: pink-eyed dilution protein, putative
Exons: 12
Coding region: 1-1155 (384 amino acids)
Biological process (GO): transmembrane transport
Cellular component (GO): membrane
Source: RefSeq, a predicted model, not a curated record
AUGCAUCACGUCCCCGAAUUGGAGGACAUCAUAGCUAUGAUCGACUUUGGCACCCUCAUGCUGCUCUUCAGUAUGAUGGUUAAUGUCCACCUGUUGGCCCUCACUGGAUUCUUUCAGUACAUCGCGGCACGGAUGGUCAUACUGGCGAGAGGCCGUGUGACGCUCCUCUUUUUUCUCCUCACAAUGUCUACUGGGAUCCUGUCAGCCUUCCUCGAUAAUGUAACGACAGUCAUGCUGGUGGGCCCUGUUACCAUAUCCCUGUGCAAAGAGAUUAAGAGGAGCCCUGUGCCAUUUUACUUCUCGGAGAGUAUAUUGGCUGUAAUCGGUGGUACCGCAACGUUGAUAGGAGAUCCAGCUAAUGUGAUCAUCGGGUCCAAGCUUGAUGUCUCCUUCACCGACUUCAUCGUGGUAGUCCUAGAUGAGGAGAGGAUAAAAAGGGAGAAUAUCAUACACGACAAGGUGAAUCGUUACUUGGUCACGACCCUCCUGGAGGGUGUCGAAUGGGAUACCCUCAUCUUCUUUGCCAGCCUCUUUGUCCUCGUAGAGGCCGUCAACGAGCUUGGCCUCAUACGUGCCCUCGGAGAUCUCAUUACCAACAUUAUCACAUCCAUUCCGUUGCCCCAUCGGCUCUGGGUCUCCCAACUACUCAUCCUAUGGAUCUCUGCAAUCGGCAGUGCUUUCCUCGAGAAUCUACCAUACACCACUACAGUGGCGUACAUCCUCAUCAAUCUCCGUGGGAAAGCCGACCUGGGCAUCCCAGUCACUUCCCUUUCUUAUGCCCUCUCCGUCGGUGCCUGUAUCGGCGGGAUUGGUUCCAUAAUGGGGAGCAGUGCGAAUCUGGUCUGUGUAGCGAUCUCUCAGAGGUACUCCACCGCCCCAGACGAUGCCGUUGGCCAGUCGGAUGAUGAGCCCAAGUUGGAGGCAGCAGAUGACGAUCGUCCAGCGUACACGUCUACUGGGGGUGUAGACGUUAAUGAAGUCCACCAAAUGGAGGUCAACCGAGCGCUAUUUGGCCCAGAUGAGGUGACGAAAUCGGCAGCCAACGAAAGCCAAGAAGUUGUCCAUGAGCCAGUGAAGAGGCAUCCAAUAGCCCAGUAUAACAACGUGGAAGCGAACAUAUAUCAAGUUAUUGUCUUCGAGGCUAUGUCGGCUUAG